CAGCUGGGUACGAUACCACUUCUUUCUCUUCGAAUUGUUAAUAUGCUGAGACAGCAUACUUCUAUCUGGUGAUGGCGUCUCUAAAAAAUACCGACCGCGGGGAAGCUACUUUAUAUCCGAUAUCUUCAGGUUCCUGUCCAAAUGUUGUUUGCACUGUGCAGUCGCAGAAUGGGCUGAUCCUUCUCAUUCUCCGACCUAUAUGCACGAUAUAUAGGGUGGUUUUUGAUCUGUUCUUACUAGACGAGAUACAUUCAACACAUUCGAUCUUCAAUCCCAGGUGCGCUUACUAUGGAUUUCCAAGAUGUGUUCGGCUACUGGGGUCGAGGAAUCAUCGAAGAUCAUGAUGAUACUCUCCGCAAAGGCAUUCCCCCCACUCACCGCGACUCCUCAUGAAGAGACAUUGCAGAUACCUGCGCUCCCUAAGCAUGGUUAUGGCCCGCUGGGCACAGUUGGAAUUCUAGGCGCGGGAGUUGGUGGUCUAUACACCGCCCUUAUCCUAGAUUCGCUAAACAUCGACUACGAGAUCUUAGAGGCGUCGAACCGCACCGGCGGACGCCUCUUCACCUACAACUUCCCGAAUGGUGGUAAAUACGACUACUACGAUGUUGGCGCCAUGAGGUUUCCCCUGCCAAAGAAGGACGCUCAAGGCAAUUACAAGAUUGGCAUGAUGACGCGCCUGGGCGAGUUGAUCAACUACUCGAAGCUUAACAAGGGUUUAUCCAAGCCACCUCUAAGCUCCCAACUUAUCGAUUAUCAUUUUACGUCAAAGAGACAGGGUCAUUUUCUCUACUUCAACAAUCAACGUCAUCAAGUCUCUCAGACAUCGCGCCCUCCUGACUUCCGUGCCCGAGAAAUGGGUGACGUCAUUCGGCCGUUCGCUAAGGACCUCAUUAAAGACUUGGAGCAAAAUGACCGUUCGGGCUGGCACAACAUAAUGAAGCACAAUGCAUACUCACUUCGCUUAUUCAUGUCACUCAAGUACACUCCCAGCGCCAGCCUCCAAAUUCCGCGCACGCAUCUUUCCGCUAACGUUAUCCAUUGGUGUGAGACAUUCGAUGACAGCACGGGCGCGUAUGACCGCGGUUUAACUGAAGCGGUUUUUCAGGCGCUGGCAUUAGCCAGUGUCGAGUCGCAGACCCUUGGAGGCGUAGAAUGGAAGUGUUUUGAAGGCGGUUCUCAAGUGCUCACCGACUACAUGGCGGCAUAUCUUACUGCUAAUGGCACCAAGCCUGUCAUCCAGUUCAAUAAGAAGGUCACGAGCAUCCUUCAGAGUGGAGACAUUGCAAUGAAUGUUUCUGUGAGGGGCGAGUGUAGCCCGCGCACAUAUUCACACGUUAUAUCGACUAUUCCUCUGCCGGGCCUACGGAUGAUUGAACUCGGACGUGCUGGUUUAAAUGUGAUGCAGAAAAAUGCAUUGCGUAAAGUGCAGUACGCUCCUUCAAUAAAGGUUGCCAUGCGCUUUCGAUCAGCGUGGUGGACCGAACUUUUCGAUAUCAUAGGGGGCAAAUCAUCCACUGACCUUCCCAUCCGAACUAUCAUGUACCCUUCUCACGGUGCUGAAUCUAGCACACCGUCCACAGUGCUGAUUGCGAGCUACUGUUUGACAGAUGAUGCAGAACGCUUGAGAGCGCUCAUCAACACCGGUAAGAUAGAGUAUGAGGAGCAAUUGAAGGAACUCGUGCUGCGCAAUCUCGCGGAAGUACACAAUGUGGAUUAUAGUUUCUUGUUGGAUCAGUAUGUAGACAUGCAUGCAUGGGACUGGAGCGACGACCCGUUCGUCAUGGGCAAGUCUUUGAAUAUUGACAUGAGCCAAUCGAUUCUCACUCUCUCCGUUACAGGUGGCUUUGCGUUCUUUGGGCCCGGAGAUUUUCAAGAUUUAUACACGUCUCUCACCGUACCCAAUGCCAACAAGAGGCUCCAUUUCGCUGGAGAGGCCAUCAGCGUUCGUCAUUCGUGGGUCGUCGGUGCAUUGGACAGCGCAUGGCGCGCAGUGUAUGAAUACCUGCUCACAUCCGGACAACAUGAGAAGAUUCAAAGAUUCUUCGACCUGUGGGGCCAGAACGUCGAGUGGGCGGGCCAAUCUAAACAUGGAAAACAUGAUCCAGCUGAUCCGAACACUAUGUUACGAGUUCACAUGGGAUACACAUAUGCUGGUGAACUCACUGGGGAGGUGAAGUUUUAAAUAAGUAGCAGUGAGGUCGGUAACAUUGUCUGAAUCUGUAACAUUACUCGCCUUGUAACAUCAUUGAUGAUUAGCUCCUCAGAAUUGGUACAUGUUGCAUCUGUCAAGUGCUAGUUAUGCUACCAGAACCUACUAAAUAAAAUGAAGAUAGCUGUCCCUUAGGUACAGCAUCUGCUGGCGUGAAUACUAUACUAAGUGUACAGUCAUUGUGAUCUUGAUCGCGUAGUAACUGCAUCCAACUGCACUGGUGUGGUUGUCGAUGUAUAAUGUUGGCUUUUAUCUUUGAAUUCUCACUGGAGAUCUAAAGAGGGUGACAAAGAUGAUGAGAUAAAAAGGGAAGGACUUGAGCUGAGACAUAGCAAUCUAUAGCGAGCUUUGCAAUAAAAUUUUCAAGCUGG
This is a messenger RNA of Suillus subalutaceus, 2580 nucleotides long. RefSeq lists its product as uncharacterized. Gene Ontology annotation, molecular function: polyamine oxidase activity; L-amino-acid oxidase activity. The coding region runs from base 302 to 2182 and encodes 626 amino acids. Gene Ontology annotation, biological process: amino acid catabolic process. Lineage: Eukaryota; Fungi; Basidiomycota; Agaricomycetes; Boletales; Suillaceae. The record is from RefSeq and is a predicted model, not a curated record. The transcript is spliced from 5 exons.